CACGAACUAAACCAGGAAGUCUUGGACAUUCGCCUGACAUUCGAGUUUCUUUCGGCUCGUUCUCGGCUAAUAAACAUCCAAAAAUGAGUGAAACUGCAUUAACUGAUUCUGCAGUAAACAAGGAACAAACUACAAUCAAAUAUGUUUUAAAAGUUUUUUCUGUACAUGUUUAUUUUCUGUUAUUUUGUAAAUGUGAGGUUCAUCCGCGUUGAAAUGGUAAGGAAGUGCUAAGGGACCGUCUACAAAGUGCAUGAAGCCGAGGUGUAGUUAUUACCCAGUGGCAUGUACCAUUCAAUACAACUGUAUAAAGUCCUACAGUAUGGGUACAGUAACAAUAUAUAGUGUCAACAAUUCUAAAUUAAUUAUUUUAAUAUAAUAAACGAUGCAAUAGUUACCUAGUGACAUGUACCACCCACUACACUUCAAUUAUAAAAACAACCCUACAGUAUGGGUACAGUAAUAAAUAAUUAAAAGUAAAAAAAACAUAAGUUUUUUUCAUAUAACCAAUGAUGUAGUAGUUAACUAGUCACCUGUACUAGUUACUACAACCACAUUAUAGAAGUCCUACAGCAUGGGUACAGUAACGAAUCAUAAAAUGUACUACAGUAAAGGUACAGUAAUAAUAAAAUAUAGAAGAUUAACAACAAUUGAAAAACGCAUAUUUUGGUAAGACGAAGGUUGUAGUAGUUAACUACUCACAUGUACUAGUUACUACAACUACAAUACAAAUUAAAAGUCCUACAGCAUGAAUACACAAGGUAAUUAACAUUUUUUUUUUAAAUGAACAAAAAUCGAUCAUAACGCUCACGAACUAAACCAGGAAGUCUGAGCUGCUGUAAAUAACUUACUGUGUUUACUGGUGUUUCUGUUUACGUGUAGUAAAAUGGCUGAGUCCAAAAUUUCAGUAGCUCAGGACGAGUUCAACUGUUCAGUCUGUCUGGAAACACUGAAGGAUCCAGUUGCUAUUCCAUGUGGACACAGUUUCUGUAUGGUGUGUAUUAAUAACUGCUGGGAUCAGGAGGAUGAUAAGGGAACAUACAGCUGUCCACAGUGUAGACAAACCUUCACUCCAAGACCUGUUGUGAGGAGAAACAUUAUUUUGACUGGAGUUGUGGAGAACCUAAGGAAGAGAAAAUCCCAAGUUCCACUUCCUUAUGGACCUGAAGAUGUGGAGUGUGAUUACUGUACAGAGAGAAAAUGCAAAGCAGUAAAAUCCUGUCUGGCGUGUUUGGCCUCUUUCUGUAAAACUCACAUUCAGCCUCAUUAUCAAAUUCCUGUUUAUAAGAAGCACAAGCUGGUUGAAGCCUCCAGACAAUUCCAGGAUCAGAUCUGCUCUCAGCAUGAUAAACUGCUGCAGGUUUACUGUCGUACUGAUCAGCAGUGUAUCUGCAUGUUGUGUAUGCUAGACAAUCAUAACGGACAUAUUACAAUAUCAGCUGCAGCAGAAAGAACUGAGAAACAGAAGCAGCUGCUGGAGAUCCAAAGAAAAUUCCAGGAGAAAAUCCAGAACAGAGAGAAGGAACUUUGUGAGCUGAUAAAUGCUGUGGAGUCUCACAAGUGUUCUGCACAGACAGCAGUGGAGAACAUUGAGAGGAUCUGUACUGAACUAAUCAACUCAAUUAACAGAAGAUGCUCUGAGCUAAAAGAUCUGAUCAGAGAUCGAGAGACAGCAGAAGUAAGUCGAUCUAAAAAAGUCCUGAAACAGGCAGAGCAGCAGAUUGUAGAGCUGAAGAGGAAAGAUGCUGAACUGGAACAGUUUUCACACACAGAGGAUCCCGUCCAUUUCCUCCAGAAUUUUCAGUCUCUCUCGGCUCCUGCUGGAUCUGCAGAAUCAGCCGCCAUCACAAUCAGUCCUUUCCUCUCAUUUGAUGAUGUUACAAAGUCUGUAUCUCAGCUGAGAGAGAAAGUAGAAGAAUUCUGGAAAGAGCAGUGUGAGAAGAUACCAGAUGGAGUGCAGAAAGUCUGGAUUAUUUCACCUCCUGAACCUGAAAUCAGAGAAGAUUUUCUACAAUAUGUUUGUCGGUUCACACUGGAUCCAAACACAGUAAAUAAAAACCUCCGUCUGUCUGAGGAGAACAAAGUGGUGACCUGGAGUGGAACAUUACAGUCGCACAAUAACAAAAAGACUGAAAUUCCCACAAUGCCGAGUUCCUCUAGAAUAGGAGUGUAUGUGGAUUAUGAAGCAGGAACUCUGUCCUUCUACAGCGUCUCUGAUACAAUGAAGCUCCUCCACAGAGUUCAGACCACGUUCACUCAGCUCCUCUACCCGGGGUUUUGCCUUUCUUCAGGAUCAAAAGUGAAACUGUCAGAUUGAACAAAUUAAAUGUAAAAUUUACAUGAAAGUGUAACAUUAAACUGUUUGAGUGAUUUUAGAAUCUGUGAGGCAGUGAUACAUUUAUGAAGAUUUUCUUUUUCAAUUUAUUAACCACCAUUUAUUCAGUGCUGUGAAAAAGUAUUUGCCCCUUUCCUGAUUUCUUCUUUUCUUAAAUAUUUAUCAUCUAAAUGGAUCCAGAUAUUAAAACUAAAUGAAAUAAAAGACAAACUGAAUAUUUAAAAACUUGAAAGAGAAAAUGUGUGUACAUUACAAAAUGGUAAAUGUGAUCAUUUUCACCUUAAACUUCUUUCUUCCCAAGUCUAUUAUAAGCAAAAUCUUAUUAUAAAAAUGAUAAUUUUCCUUUUGAACCACAGGUUGGUCAUUUCAGCAGUAGGGAGCGCUUAUGAGCAGUAAUAACUGAGAGAUGUUUGGUGUUUCUAGGCUGUUUAGUACAUUAAGCCACAUGAGGUGUUUUAGACUUUCCUGGAGAAGCUGAUUCUCACCUGAUUUCUCCUGAGCUGUAAAACACAAGUUUAAAAGUGAAACCAGCACAUGGUGAGGAAUAAUACAGCAGAACUUAGAUACGUGUGGAUGGUUUCAGAGGGGAUUUGAUUCUUUCACAGAAAUAAUUAUUUGUAUUGUGGUCUGUUCGUUCAGCUUUCAUCAGUUUAUCUCUGCUCAUUCAGCCUACAGCAGUUUAGAUCCACUUGUCCACCAAUUUGCCUCCACAGUGACCCUGUGUAGCGAGAGAGAUUUGAUUUUUAAAAUAACAUUUUAUUACAACAUGCAAAUAUACAAAUUAAAUUUAUAAUUUUAAAAUUGUACAGGAAACAAACAUAACAGUAACAUUAAAAAGUAAAAUGCAUAAUACUUUUCUACAGCACCAUGUUUUUACAUUAUUUAAUGUCAUGCAUCAGUUUAUAAAAACGAUAAUGUAUCAAUAUUUUACACUUAACCAGAGCAUAAAAUAAAACUAUUGCAUCAUG
This is a messenger RNA of Trichomycterus rosablanca, 3300 nucleotides long. RefSeq names its product E3 ubiquitin-protein ligase TRIM47-like. Gene Ontology annotation, molecular function: protein binding; zinc ion binding. Lineage: Eukaryota; Metazoa; Chordata; Actinopteri; Siluriformes; Trichomycteridae. The record is from RefSeq and is a predicted model, not a curated record. The coding region runs from base 884 to 2314 and encodes 476 amino acids. The transcript has 7 exons.